CACACACUCCCAGUGGCAGACUAGAAGCGUGCCCAUUGUUCGUCCCCAGCAACAAUAAACCAGACUCGGUCUGAAUUGUGAUUCUUUUGUUUCUUCUUUUGAAAAAAGCGUUUAAUGGCGAAUUCGUUGUUUCUCCCAAACCACAGUUUCAUAGCUCCCCCUCGCCUCUCUGCUUCCUUGUCUUCAAAACCCUCCAAACCCCUACCUCUUCCCCGUCUAGGGUUUUCUCUCAACAACUCUUCCUCUAUUAUUAGUCAGAGCAGCAGCAGCAGCAGCAGCAGAAGCGGAAGCAGAAGCAGGCGUGCCUCUUCCUUCAAAUCUCAUCUCGCUCCUCGAGACUCCGUUCCCCCAACGAAUGCCAAAGAGGAUCGUACUCAGAGUAAUGUAGAAGCUUCGGAAAGUGGAGCAGAUCAACACCAUUUGCCCCGUUUGAGGACCCUCCUUAAAGUUUACAAGGAAGCUAUAUUUAACGGAGAUGAAGAAACUGUAUCAGAAGUUGAGGCCAAGAUAGAAAUACUUGAAAAUGAGAAGAAUAAAUUAGUCAAGAAAGUAUCUUCCUCGUCGGCAGAGAUAACAUCUGGGAAGGAGAAAUUUAUCCGCUUGCAAGCAGAUUUUGAUAAUUGUAGAAAAAGAUUUGAGAAGGAGAGACUUACGGUAAGGACGGAUGCACAAGGAGAAGUUAUUGAGAGUCUUUUGCCCAUGGUUGACAAUUUUGAGAGAGCCAAACAAUACAUUAAACCCGAGACUGACAAGGAAAAAAAGAUUGAUGCAAGUUACCAAGGUAUAUACAAGCAAUUGGUGGAGACUAUGAAGAGCUUGCAUGUGGCUGUCGUGCCAACUGUGGGAAAGUCUUUUGAUCCUUCGCUACAUGAAGCUGUUGCACGUGAAGAGUCUCAAGAAUUCAAGGAAGGGAUUAUAAUUCAGGAAAUCCGCCGUGGCUUUUUACUUGGAGGUCGGCUUCUAAGACCAGCAAUGGUUAAAGUCUCCACAGGGCCUGGCAGUAAGAAAGCCCCUGUGGCCACCGAGAAAUCAUCUGGGUUGCCAGCAACAGCUGCAGGGGUGGAGAAAUGAUAAGUUUUCUAGCAGAACCUGAAUUAGAUGUAAGGACACAUCGGAUUUCAUCGGUCAAUCGGGCAUUUCUUACCUAUGGCUUCUGUUCUUCGAAAGUUUCUGAGGUAUAAAAAAUCAAUUUCAAUUGUGACAUGCACAUGGGGAUACUAUACUUUUGUUUAACAAGAAAGCAGACUCAUUAUUUGUAAUUCUGAGAAUGUUCAUGUUAUGGCCCACCUGGCUCUUUAUAAGAAAAGGAAAGUGCAGCUCAUUGAGUUGAUGAUCAUGAC
This is a messenger RNA of Prunus avium (sweet cherry), 1340 nucleotides long. RefSeq names its product Co-chaperone GrpE family protein. Gene Ontology annotation, biological process: protein folding. The record is from RefSeq and is a predicted model, not a curated record. Gene Ontology annotation, cellular component: chloroplast. Gene Ontology annotation, molecular function: adenyl-nucleotide exchange factor activity; protein homodimerization activity; protein-folding chaperone binding. NCBI's taxonomy places the organism in Eukaryota, Viridiplantae, Streptophyta, Magnoliopsida, Rosales, Rosaceae.